Molecule: messenger RNA, 1566 nt
Organism: Penicillium cinerascens
Lineage: Eukaryota; Fungi; Ascomycota; Eurotiomycetes; Eurotiales; Aspergillaceae
Gene: cp9
Product: putative serine carboxypeptidase
Exons: 2
Coding region: 1-1566 (521 amino acids)
Biological process (GO): apoptotic process; proteolysis
Cellular component (GO): trans-Golgi network
Molecular function (GO): serine-type carboxypeptidase activity
Source: RefSeq, a predicted model, not a curated record
AUGAAUCUCGCGGGUUUCCUUUAUUUCUUUCAAAUCGCCUUUUCGGUACCAAGCUUCGUUUUCUCUGGGGCGAUAGGCUCGUCCAAGACUUCACGGUUCGAAGUUCGCUCCCUGCCAGAUAGUCCUUCUCUGCCGACCAGCUGGGCUGGUCGGUUGCCAGUGCCGGGAGCGAAAAAUGGCAACGAAAUCUUUUUCUGGUUGUUCGAAACGGAGAAUUCAGCGUACGAUGAUAAUCUCAUCAUCUGGUUCAACGGCGGACCUGGGUGUUCGUCUUUGAUAGGUCUAACAACUGGAAAUGGCCCGAUCUCCUUCGUCGGUAACUCGACUCAUCUGAUGCGCAACCCAUACUCAUGGACUCGGCUGGGACAUGUCCUCUACGUGGAUCAGCCCGUCGGUACGGGCUUUUCGACCGCCAGCCAUCCCUACCCACUGCGCGACAACGAUGGCGUGACAGCAGACUUUGUCCAAUGGCUACAUACAUUCUUCAACCACUUCCCACGCCUCAAGUCCAAAAGAGUCCACCUAAUGGGUGAAUCCUGGGCCGGAAUCUACAUUCCCUACUUUGCAUCUGCACUACUCGAAGGCAAAUAUUCUCUCCCACUGAACAUCAAAUCCAUGUCGCUGGGUGACGGAUCCUGGGGCAACGCCGCCGCACUAUCAUCCGUGGCAAUCGGAACAUACAUGCACAUGCAAUCAUCCCGCCUCAACAUCCCCCAAAACAUCCUCUCCGCCUUCUCUGCAGCAGACAGCAUAUGCGGCUUCGACACCGUUCUCCAAGAAGCAGCCGUCUACCCACCAAAGAGCAAGAUCCACAUUCCCGGAAACCCGGAAUACUUCAACUACCGUUUUGAACGUCGCGACAUGACCAAUGUGCUGGAAGCAGCGUGCGACACGGACCCCAUCACACCCACCGAAGUAACAAACUCCAUCCUCAACUCCACCUGCUACGGACCCUGCGCUACAUACUCAACUGCCCUCGACUACAUGGACACGGCGUCGCUGGUAGAAACAGGAGCCGGGAUCCCAUGCUUCGACGUCUACGACAUAUCCCACAAUUGCAAUACUAUCGAUCCCCUGCCGCUCAUGGCGAAAUACUUCAGUCGCGCGGAUGUCCAGGCUGCGCUGCAUGUCAAAGAUAGUGGUGAUUACAUGGCUUGCAACUCGACCAUCCUGGGAACUCUCCUCGCGGCACCAUCAGCUGUCCCACCAGAAUAUUUCCUGCUCCCGAACUUGGUAACGAACCACAAUGUCUCGCUGCAUAUCUACAACGGCGAGUUGGAUAUGUUGAUCAACCAUAUCGGUACCGAACUCUCGAUUCAGAAUAUGACCUGGCGUGGAGCGCAGGGGUUCUCGAAAAAGCCGAGUCGUUUGUUCUAUGCUGAUGAUCCCGUGCCGGAGCCUGGGUCCGUCAGUCCGUUUAACGGUGACCCGGUUGGGACGUGGGGUGCGGAUAGGGGUGUGUCGUAUCAUCUAUUCCGUGGGGCUGGGCAUAGUGUAUUUGCGACGAAGCAGCGGGAGAUGUUUGCUUAUGUGCGGGAUGUGGUUGUGGGUGCGAAGGUGGGAUGA